This is a messenger RNA of Leishmania mexicana MHOM/GT/2001/U1103, 508 nucleotides long. RefSeq lists its product as uncharacterized. NCBI's taxonomy places the organism in Eukaryota, Euglenozoa, Kinetoplastea, Trypanosomatida, Trypanosomatidae. The record is from RefSeq and is a predicted model, not a curated record. The annotation marks the transcript as partial. The transcript has a single exon.
AUGGGGUGCUGCAACUCGAAGGAGACCAAGCAGCCGAAGGCGGUGGAGGAGCGGCAGCCGAAGGCUCCGUCUGCGAAGGCGAUAAGUGAUACGGUGAGUGCGGAAGAGGAGCCCAAGAUUGAGUUUCGAGUAGCGAGUGCGGUGGAGGACCUGCGCACCGAGCGCAUUUCGGCGAUCUGCGCCCACAGCCGUGCCUGCCCCUUCCGCUAUAACGCCUGCGCUGUCGUGGGCGGAGAAGUGAAGUCGUACUUCAACGGUGGCAUCAUUUUCAGCGUCGUGAAGGAGGGCUCAUGGUACCUCUACAACGAUUCCCUCGACUACGAGGGACAUGUAGACUUACGCUGCGGCCCAGGCUCGAGUGUCACCGCUGGGCAGCGGACAAAGCUGGAAGAAGUAGAGGACGGCUGGGCGUGCGCACACGCCAUCGUGUACCCAUUGGAGACGCUGCAUUUGGUCUCCGGCACCAUCACGGGCUACAGACCACAUCACUAUCAAGCCCUAAAUGCUG